ACCCAACUGUCACAUAAGGAACUGUGAACAUUUCAUUAUUAACCAACCAGUGAAUAGAGAAUACGUUCCUGAGCGGAGCUAAAUAUAGAAAUUUGUUUAAAUUCAACUGAUAGUCGGGAACGCAAAAUGCAGCAAAUGCAGGCGGUGCAUCGCGAUGAAAGGCAGGUGGUGAAGCUGAAGAAGACCUCGUACUUGCCCCAUCUGUUCAACCUGGUCUUGCCGAAGAUGUUCUACCCCAACCGCAUUGUGGUGGAACGGCUCUAUCUCGAAGUCCAUAAGCACGACAAGGAGGCAGCCGAAUACUUCGAGGGCUUCCAGACGCCCUGCUUCGAGAUGCCCGCUUCCCUGUUCCCGGGUGAGGCACCGCUGGACAAGUUCGUCUUCAUGCCCACGGUGAUGUUGCCCAUGGGCUUCGAAGCCGGCGGAGUUUUUGGCCCUGGUGUCCUUCCACGGCGUUCCUAUCCCAUCGACCUGAUGGCCUCGGGUCACAAGGGUCAAACCCCUCCGCUGUUCGUCGGUCUGCGCAGCCUGAACGUCCAGCUGCCAUCGGGGAUCGAGAGUUUCCUGGACACCGUGGUCGAUUACCCGGCCGGCCAGGAAGGCGAACAGUCCAAGGUACUGAUGCAUAGCAAUAAUUGCUCCUUGUCGUUAGCAUACAACUUGCCGGCUCCACCGACUCCACCGUCGCCCUAUCCAUUUCGUCCUGUCCCGGUGCAGUACAACAUUUACACCCCGGAUCUGUCCAAUGUCCACAUGCUCAUGCUGCAGCAGCGCAACCCGACGGUGGCCCUGCUGUCCACCGUGAACCAUCCGCAUGUUCCCGCCGUGGCAUUCGCCACCAUGGGCGAUGAGGAGUGCCCCAAGUUCGAGCUGCCCAGCGGUGUCUUCCCCAUCUGUGAGGGCGUCAAUCGCCCCAUCUUUCUGCCCAAGCGUUUCUUGCCCAAGGGAUUCGAAGCCGGCUGCGUCUUCAAGCCGGCCAGUCUGCCGAAGUUGUGGUUCGGGAAGAACAUUGGCGGUUUCAACCGACCACAGCCGCAGCACAACAGUGCCAUCACACCACCGCUGUUCGUGGGCAAGAUCUCCCUCGUCGUGAGUGCUCAUCAAUUGGCCAAGGAACUUCAACUGCAGGGCGAGCAGAAAGAUCAGUCCCUGGCAGAGGAGGGAUCACUUAAGGUGGUGGAGCCCAAUAGGGGCUUCAUUCCCGUUACCCAGGGCUUCCUGGUAAUGGAAACGGAGCAGCAGACACCUCCGCGGGGUGCUUACCGCUUGGAGAGCUACCAGAAGGCCAGCGAGAAGGGAUGCGUUGUGAUGGCCACCAAGGAUGAGGGCAUCGAAGCCACUGACACUCUUCUACCGAAGCUGGAAUCGAAACCGGAGGACAAGAAGAAGUACCUCUCGUGCUUCAAAGUUGACAGCGACAUUGAUCUGAUGGCCGAGGCCAUGGCCGACAUGGGCACCGUCGAGAUGAGUCUGUUGGCCAAGGAGGAGACACUGCCCGGUGUCGAUGGUCCAGGCGCCUUGGAUCAGCUGCGCCAGGUGCUCGAGGGUCGCAGCCAGAUCCGCAGCCACACCGACCAGCUGAUCCAGGAUCACAUCUACAGAAUGGAUCGCAAUCGCAGGCUGGCCCUCCGCCAGCCAUUUGGGCCUUGCCUCGGAUGCGGCACGCUCGAAAGAAAGUAAUGUUCCAAAUAUGUAAUGCUUGAUAAACGUGUAAUAAAUAUUAUCAAUCGAUUAGCAA
Molecule: messenger RNA, 1738 nt
Organism: Drosophila santomea
Lineage: Eukaryota; Metazoa; Arthropoda; Insecta; Diptera; Drosophilidae
Product: DM7 family protein GE17491
Exons: 1
Coding region: 127-1680 (517 amino acids)
Source: RefSeq, a predicted model, not a curated record